AUGUCUUCAGCAAGCCACACCAACGAUUCGCCUGACAAUGGAGACUCUACCAACGAAUUCAAGAUGCGUACACCUUCCUUGAAAUUUAUGUACCAUCUCGAAUGCGAGAUGUCUCAAGAAAACCACGUUGUCGGGGCUCAAUUCGGGACGAGCAACGCAAGAGUCAUCAUGCCAAUUGUUGGCGGUACUGUCAAGGGACCUCGUAUCUCAGCCAUCAUACAAACCAUGAGCGGAGCAGAUUGGGGACUUGCAAUUGGGGGAACUGGCCUCAUGCGUUUGGAUGCUAGAUACACCCUGAAAACUGACGACGGCCAUUACAUCUACGUACGCUCCAAAGGCAUCUUCAAACCUGGACCUGGAGUCGAUAUCAACCCUGCAGCUCGAACUCGUAUGACACAGGAUGAAGUGGAGUGGUUUACCAGGUUGCAGUUCGAAGCCUCUGGGCCGUACGAUUGGAUGAACAGUGUCUUCGCGAUUGGUGUUCUGGCGAUGGACGAAAGCAAAAUCUUGAUAGAUGCUUAUGAGUUGACGAAUUUCAUGUAGUGUAAAUCUAAGGGCCCAUAAAUCGAACCAGAACUGAGUUCUCAGCCUAUCGAAAUGCCUUUGAAUGCGGCCAUCGAAAGGCAGGAUGAUUGUCGAUGGAGGUGCACUCGUGCAGUGUCCAGGGAGAGUUCGAAGGAGUAUGCGCC
Messenger RNA from Aureobasidium pullulans EXF-150, 689 nucleotides. RefSeq lists its product as uncharacterized. NCBI's taxonomy places the organism in Eukaryota, Fungi, Ascomycota, Dothideomycetes, Dothideales, Saccotheciaceae. The coding region runs from base 1 to 543 and encodes 180 amino acids. The transcript has 2 exons. The record is from RefSeq and is a predicted model, not a curated record.